AUGACAUCGGAACCUUCAACGACCUCAACGACUCCGGAACCUUCAACGACCUCAAUGACUUCGGAACCUUCAACGACUCCGGAACCUUCAACGACCUCAACGACUCCGGAACUUUCAACGACCUCAAUGACUUCGGAACCUUCAACGACUCCGGAACCUUCAACGACCUCAGCGACUCCGGGGCCUUCAACGACCUCAACCCCUGGAAUAGUGACCAAACAUGCCAUGUACUCUUGGGCGGAUGCGAAUGACACCUGUGUAAGACUCGGAGGAAAGCUCUACACGCCCAAGAGCGGUGAAGAAGCGAUGGACCUCUCUAUCCAACACGGAACUAUCUGGACGGAGCUAACAGACUUCAACGAGGACGGAAUCUGGACAGACUUCGACGGGAAGCCUUCGUACCCGAAUUUCUGGUGUUCGGGUGAGCCUGACUCGGCAACGGACCUCUGCGCCUACAUCAGGUCGACAGGCUGCCUGGCCAACCGGCCUUGCUACAUCACCACGACCCUGUGCGUCAGCCUGUAG
Molecule: messenger RNA, 525 nt
Organism: Penaeus indicus
Lineage: Eukaryota; Metazoa; Arthropoda; Malacostraca; Decapoda; Penaeidae
Product: integumentary mucin C.1-like
Exons: 2
Coding region: 1-525 (174 amino acids)
Source: RefSeq, a predicted model, not a curated record